ACGCCUUCCCCAAGCCGCCGGAGAAGCAACAGGCUGAUACUUUGAAACUGGGAGGGCGGGAGGCGUGUCGGUUACAGCUGGCAACUGAGGCAAGGCGCGAGACACUGGAGUGAGGCGGACAGCAGACGCACCACGUCCGGCAAGGCAUACGGCAUUUCAUGUGGAUUUUAAGAGUUUGCACGAGUAUCCGACCAGCCACUCAAUGAAGCGGACGUCAGGCAGCAGCAGGCGCAGAUUGUGAGGUCCUUGACGCAUCCCGCAGGACUGAGAGCAGCGGCCCAAGAAUACACCUGCACUAACACACAGGUGAGGCAGACAAAGAUGGGCGUGGAGCAGGGCGGCGUGCGGCAGGAGGACGGCUCGUGGGUGAAGGGCGAGGGCGGCCACAAGCACGGGUUUGCGCUGCUGGAGGAGCUGAAGAGUAAUGACGCCCUCACCGUGCCGGCCAUCCUGGAGUUCGCCGCCACCAAGCACGGCCAGGCGCCCUGCAUGGGCACGCGGCAGCUGCUGGAGCGGCAGAGGAUCCAAGAGAACGACAAGAAGCUGGAGAAGCUGCGGCUGGGCGAGUACAACUACCUGUCCUACAAGGAGGUGCUGGACAUGACCAGCAAGUUCAGCGUGGGCAUGAGGAACCUCGGCCUGGGCAGCGGCGACCGCGUGGCCAUGUUCGCCGAGACGCGCGCCGAGUGGUACAUGGCGGCGGUGGGCUGCCUGAGGAACAACUCCAGCGUGGUGACACUCUACACCAACCUGCCCAACGAGAGCAUCGCCGAGAGCCUCAAGGAGACCGAAGUGCACACCGCCAUCACCACGCACGACCUGCUGCCGCGCUUCUUCAAGAUCGCGCCACAGUGCCCAGUCCUGAAGCGCAUCAUCGUCAUCGAGGACCAGCUGGAGGGCGUGGGCUCCAUCCUCGAGGCGCCCGCGUCCAUACAGGUGGUGCCCUUUAAGGACGUGCUCACCCUGGAGGCCAGCGAGGAGGCCAAGCCUCACGUGGCCCCCAAGCCUGACGACGUGGCCAUCAUCAUGUACACCAGCGGUUCCACCAGCCUCCCCAAGGGCGUGGAACUGAGCCACCGCAACAUUUUCUCCGCCGUCACGGCAUACUUCAUACAGGCAGACCUGGGUCUGGGGGACACCUACAUCGCCUACCUGCCGCUGGCCCACGUCAUGGAGCUGGCCACUGAGACGGCCCUCAUGGCCAUGAACGUCACCAUCGCCUACUCGUCGCCCUUCACGCUCACCAACAACAGCCCAAAGGUGAUGAAAGGCACGCUGGGCGACGCGCGCGUGGCGCGGCCCACCUGCAUGAGCGCCGUGCCCAUCAUCCUAGAGCGCAUCAUCAAGGGCGUGACGCAGGUCAUCGAAAACCAGGGCUACAUCAAGGCCAGGAUAUUCAAGGAGGCUCUAAAGUUCAAGCAGCGGCAGGACGGCCUGUCCUUCGCCGGGAAGGUCCUGGACAUCCUCAUCUUCAACCGUGUGAAGGAGGAGCUGGGCGGGCAGCUGCGCAUGCUGGUGGUGGGCGGCGCCCCCGUGUCGCCCGAGACCCACAACAAGAUCCGUGCCAUGUUUGGCUGCACGGUGCAGGUCGGCUACGGUGCCACGGAGACCACCGCCAGCAUCUGCAGCAUGGACACGCACGACGCCCGCACGGGGCACUGCGGCCCGCCCAACUACGGUGUGGUGCUCACGUUGGAGGACUGGGCUGACGGCGGCUACCUCACCACGGACAAGCCCAACCCGCGCGGCCAGAUCGUGGUGGGCGGCCCCAUGGUGUCCCGCGGCUACUUCCGCUCUCCGGAGAAGACCAGCGAGGUGUUCUUCGAGCGGGACAACAUGCGCUGGUUCCGCACGGGCGACAUCGGCGAGGUGGACGAGACGGGUGUGCUGCGCGUCAUCGAUCGUAAGGUGGAUCUCAUCAAGCUAAGCAACGGCGAGUACGUGUCGCUAGGCAGCAUUGAGAGCAAGCUGAAGACCCACUGCCUGGUGGACAGCAUCUGUGUAUGCGCCAACCCCGGCGCCAAGAACGUGGUGGCCAUCGUGGUGCCGCACCCUGAUCACAUCAAGAAAAUCGGCACCAAGCUGGGCCACCUGGAGGACGCUACCACCGCCGCCCUGUGCGAGGACCAGGCCGUGGCGGAAGCCUUCGUGGAGGAGCUCAAGGCGCACGGCAAGAAGCAAGGUCUGGGCCGUUGGGACCUCCCCGCCGCGGUCUUCCUCACGCCAGAGCCCUGGACGCCGGAGUCUGGACUUGUGACGGCGGCGCUCAAGGUGAAGCGCAAGCCCAUCAAGACGCACUUCAAGGAGGACCUGGAGCGGCUGUACCGGCGGCUGGAGGAGCAGGACACGCUGACGCCAUGAGUGUUGCCGCGCCGGGCAGUGCCGCCAUGGCGGCUGCUCGCGCUGCUUCCCGCUCGGUCACUCGUCGCGCUCUUCACGCACUCCUUGGAAUUCAUUGCUGCGAUCAUAAAGUCCAUUAUUAGGAAGGCCCGAGAUCUCAUUCGACUCACGAAACCAAUCGACAAACGCGAGUAGCUCGUCCCGGCCUGAGGCGCACACGCCGUCGUGCCAGGUCGUCAAGUCAUGAAUUUGAUAGCCACACCAAAACAAUCACGCGGCCUUCACGAUACUGACGUCCACAGGAACCACUCAGCACUCACUGGCGGAACAAAGGCGUCUGUAUCAAAAGCAUAAGAUGAGUUAUACUUGGGCAGUUGUGGGCGUGGGCGGUUCUCGCCACUCCCUCACGCCCACUGCCGAGGCUGUUGCGGAAAAAGGAGUAAAAUUAUAUAUUUUGGCUAACGUAGCCAUGCUCGAGUUCCUUCAAUAGCGAUUAUUUUGUGGUAAUGAAUGGGAAACAAGUACCAUUUAGUAAAUUGAAAUUCCCGAAUUAUUUUUAUACCCUCGCAAAGAUGAAACGGAAAAAAAAUAUUGAGUAUUUUUGCAAUCGAGAAAGAUUGAUUUCAAGACACAUUAUACUGAUAUCAGAGUUUUAUAUUAUUGUAGAAUAUUUUAGCGUAGAAUGUAUACAUUAUGGACGGUAAAGAUAGAUGAGGGUUUUCCCAAAGCCUGAGUGUCUUAAAGGUGCUGCACAUCCUGCCGCGUCCGUCUCGCCACAAUGCAAACAGGAAUCAAACAAAUCAAUGAUUACUUUCUUUCCCUGACGCGUCAUGAAGGGAAGGUGUGCGUGCAGCGACCACCCCGCCAUCGCCGCCGCCGCCACCACCACCGCCACUGCCUCCGCCAACACCAGCACUACCACCACCACCACCGCCGCCGUUACCACCACUACCACCACCGCCUUUCCACCUACUCAGGGCGCGGCAAGCUUCAGGAGCAAGGCCGCGCUGUCCUGGUUGGUGUUGUGGCCGCGGGGAGGCGCGCACGCACACCUAGCCACAGGUGAUACCUUCCACACUUGUUCUGAGUCUUUGGGCGCCAGGGUGGUGGCACCGCAGCGCCGCGCCAUGCACGCCGUGAUUUACACUCCAAGUACAAAAUCUGUCGUAAACUAUCAAUCAAUAGCAACCCCCAGAAAUACAUUCAACUAAGAAUAAUCGGCUGCAUUGCUCAAUAUAUAUAUAUAUAUAUAUAUAUAUAUAUAUAUAUAUAUAUAUAUAUAUAUAUAUAUAUAUAUAUAUAUAUAUAUAUAUAUAUAUAUAUAUAUAUAUAUAUAUAUAUAUAUAUAUAUAUAGUGUAUGUCAGCUUUGUUCCUUUCAUAAGCAAAUAAAACUGGAAUGGAAUAAUGAAAAUUCCUAUUGGUUCUGUAUAUCCAAGGAAAAAAUAUUUGAUUCAGCAAACUGUCAAAAAGUUUCACGGAAAACGGAAGCAAACGGUAAAAAUUUAAUUAAAGUUUGGAGCAAACACAGAGGCAGCGUGUCGCGUCCGCCGCGAGGCCCCGCGUGGCGGCGCCCCGCCUCACCUGUGUCGCCCUUGUCACCUGUCGCCUGGAACCAAAGGCCUGCACACCGCCCACCAGCCUCACCUCGCACUGGUCCCGCGGCGCCGCGCUCCACUCGCCGCGUUAUGCACUGUUGUGUAUGUACUGCUGCUCGCCGGGCUGGUGCUGUGCCUCUCUCUCUCUCUCUCUCUCUCUCUCUCUCUCUCUCUCUCUCUCUCUCUCUCUCUCUCUCUCUCUCUCUCUCUCUUUUACGUCAAUUAAUAUCGUACAAGAUUUGCGUUUUGUGGUCAAGUGGAAAACAAAACCUCAUCAGGUGUAACUAAUUAGUAGCUAAACCUUAUAGACGUAUUUGUAUGGGUGUAGCGAGGGUGUAGGGGCGCUUAGGUCGCCUGGGUGUCCGUCACGGUGCACUUAACACAAGGGGUAGUUAGUUCCUGGCUGUGGGAGGAUAGGUGUGGCUGUGACGCUACACUGAGUGGGCAGUGUUUACAAGUUAUUGAUGUAUAUUAUUGUUACCUUUGUUGCCUUGUGUUUGACGUUGAUCUAUCGGAGAGCUUUAUAAUGAAAGACUUAGAUGAACUGAGAGAGAGAGAGAGAGAGAGAGAGAGAGAGAGAGAGAGAGAGAGAGAGAGAGAGAGAGGGAGGGGGUGAAAUAUUAACUGAAAGCUGUGUUAUCUUAUUGUCUUCCACUGUGUGUGUGUGUGUGUGUGUGUGUGUGUGUGUGUGUGUGUGUGUGUGUGUGUGUGUGUGUGUGUGUGUGUGUGUGUGUGUGUAUGUAAGGUGUUUUAGCCCCAGAACUUGCAACAAAUAAAUAAAAUAAAAUGAAAGCAACUACGAGGAAGGAAGUGAGCAGAUGGAAACUUUAUUUAUUUACAGAGUUAUUUAUUUACACGAGGGCACGCUUAGAGUGGAAGAAACUGGGAAGUCACGCAUAGAAAACGGUCCACAGUCACUGCCUUGUUUACUUAUGCGAUUAGUGCCUUACUGGCGACGGGAGGAGAGGGAGAGAGAGAGAGAGAGAGAGAGAGUUUUCCCUGACCCUCCCUUUCCUUCUAUCGUCAUCUGCUUGUGUUGCCGUGCUUGUUAACUGUAUGUACAGAACUCAAUGGCUGUUACAUGAUGUGGCUUCCUACACACAGACACGCACGCACGCAAAAGCCGCGCAGUAAGCAAUUCUCUGGUUUUCUCUUAAUAUUUCAUCACAAAAAAUGGAUAAACCAACAUGCAUAAUUUCUCCGGAUUGAAAAUAUAUGUUCUCACUUAAAAAAUCAA
Molecule: messenger RNA, 5173 nt
Organism: Scylla paramamosain (green mud crab)
Lineage: Eukaryota; Metazoa; Arthropoda; Malacostraca; Decapoda; Portunidae
Exons: 3
Coding region: 322-2361 (679 amino acids)
Biological process (GO): long-chain fatty-acyl-CoA metabolic process; neuron differentiation; long-chain fatty acid metabolic process
Cellular component (GO): plasma membrane; lipid droplet; endoplasmic reticulum
Molecular function (GO): palmitoyl-CoA ligase activity
Source: RefSeq, a predicted model, not a curated record